This is a messenger RNA of Daphnia pulex (common water flea), 1162 nucleotides long. Its product is annotated as glycine, alanine and asparagine-rich protein-like. The record is from RefSeq and is a predicted model, not a curated record. Lineage: Eukaryota; Metazoa; Arthropoda; Branchiopoda; Diplostraca; Daphniidae. The transcript is spliced from 5 exons. The coding region runs from base 221 to 985 and encodes 254 amino acids.
AUGAGACAAUUCAAACAAGCCCAACGCUUUGUACCCAAUCAGGGAAAGUGAUAAACGAAAAUCAACCAUUCAAUUGGAAAAGGGUUUCCGGUGUUGGAGAAUUGGCCACUUGGGGGCAGAACCCGCAAACGUAUAAAACGACUAGGCAUUUCGAUCAAAAUUAGCAAUUUGUUAACAGCUUCAAUCAGUUAAACAUUAAAAAUCCUAUUUCCAAUAUACAAUGGCACGCUCCGUUCUACUCCUGUGCAUUGGUGUCGCCAUGGUCUGUGCCUUCCCCGUCGAUGACGUGGAAUUGCAUCGCGAGAAAAGAGGAGCGGCUGUUGCACCUGGAGGCGGCUCCGGAUACGGUGGUGCGUCCGGAGGUAGUUACGGAUUCGGUUCCGGAGCCGGAGCUUACGGCGGAACUGGCGGAGGAUACGGCGGGAUCGACACCGGAGCAGCUAGCGCCGCAGCCGCCGCUGAAUUAGCCAACGCUGCAGGCGUUGCCGGAAGCUCGGCUACCAGCGCCAUUGCGUCGGUGGUGCGCAGCGAUUACAACAAACAAUUGGCCACCACUGCCCAAUUCGUGGCCCAGUACACGGCCCCCGUGACUUCCAAUGAGCUGCACAAUUCCUUCAACGCCGUGACCAGCCAACAGGCGGCCGGUGAAAUCGCUGCAGCUUUGGCCGCUGCCAGCCCAGCCAUUUGGGCCGCUUCCAACAGUGCUGCCCAAACCAACUUUGCCUCCGCUUUCCAGGUGGCUCAGUCUGGUUCGUUGGCCGCCGCCGCCCACAACGCCUUCGCCCAGCAGUCCGUCCAGUUGGCCGGCUCGGCUCAGGCCGCUCAAGCUCAAAGUGCCGCUCACGCUGCGGCUUACGCUUCGGCUGCCAAGACUUCAAGCGUCGCCAUCGACGCCGCCGCCCUCCAGGCAGUCAACGGCAUCACCUCCCUUGGCAACAGCGCCGCUUCCAAUUUUGGAAAUGGAUACGGUCACUACGGAAAAUAAAUUGAUUAGUUUUUCUUCUUUUUUUUCACUCCUUCUCCCGUUUGAUUAGUAACUUGUUGAGAAACGGAAUUCUCAGAUUAUCUUUCCUCUUCUUUAUUAUGUGGACCGUCGUUGAUCGACAUCAUUUGCACUUUCCGUCACUGUUCACCUAAUACAGCAGCUACUUUUUGGCCAAUA